GCGGCAGCAGCAGCUAGAGCAGGAGCAGCGAUAGCUCUGAUAGCUCGGGGUUUCCAGAACAGGAGCUGUGGCCGUGGCAGCAGCUCAGUGGGGGCACCUGUGCAGAGCAGCAGUAGCAGGAGAGGGGGUGGGGUUCGUACCAGCCACUCUCUGAGCCUGAAGGAAGGGGCACCUCCCAGCCCCUUAGGAAUCCACUGCUCCGCAGAAUCUUGACACCGAGCUGGGAAUGCUGGUUGGGGUAGACAUGUGCAAGACCAGCUAGAGGGCUAGGAAAGGUAAACAGUUGGUCCAAGUGUAGAGAGACAACGAAAGCUGUUUCUGGGACCAUGACAGCUUCCCACCUGGACUUUGGGGAGGUGGAAACUUUCCUGGACAGGCACCCAGAGUUGUUUGAAGAUUAUUUGAUGCGUAAGGGGAAGCAGGAUAUGGUGGAGAAGUGGCUGCAGAGGCACAGUCAGAGGCAGGGGGCUUUAGGCCCAAGGCUGGCACUGCCUGGCACCAGCAGCUUGGCUCAAGUCAGUGGCAGAGGCAGCAGCAGCAUUGGUGGUGGCACUGGAUCAAAUGGCUCUGCCAACAGCCAGCCCACUCCAGGUGGUGGGGACUGUGGCGGAGUACCCUUGAGUCCCAGCUGGGCCAGUGGCAGCCGGGGUGAUGGGAACCUGCAGCGAAGAGCUUCUCAGAAAGAGCUAAGGAAGAGUUUUGCCCGCUCCAAAGCCAUCCACGUGAACAGGACCUAUGAUGAACAAGUGACCUCCCGGGCCCAGGAGCCCCUGAGCAGUGUGCGGCGGAGGGCACUUCUCCGGAAGGCCAGCUCCCUGCCCCCCACCACAGCCCAUAUUCUCAGUGCCCUGCUGGAAUCGAGGGUGAAUCUGCCUCAGUAUCCCCCUACAGCUAUGGACUACAAGUGCCAUCUCAAAAAGCAUAAUGAGCGUCAAUUCUUUCUGGAACUGGUCAAAGAUAUCUCCAAUGACCUUGACCUUACCAGCCUGAGCUACAAGAUCCUCAUCUUUGUCUGCCUCAUGGUGGAUGCUGACCGCUGCUCUCUCUUCCUGGUGGAAGGGGCGGCUGCUGGCAAGAAGAGUUUGGUCUCCAAAUUCUUCGAUGUGCAUGCGGGAACCCCACUGCUGCCCUGCAGCAGCACAGAGAACUCAAACGAGGUACAGGUCCCUUGGGGCAAAGGCAUCAUUGGCUAUGUCGGGGAACAUGGAGAAACAGUCAACAUUCCUGAUGCCUACCAGGAUCGAAGAUUCAAUGAUGAAAUUGACAAGCUAACUGGUUACAAGACAAAAUCGCUGUUGUGCAUGCCUAUCCGAAGCAGCGAUGGUGAGAUUAUCGGUGUGGCACAAGCGAUAAAUAAGAUUCCUGAGGGUGCUCCAUUUACUGAAGAUGACGAAAAAGUUAUGCAGAUGUAUCUUCCGUUUUGUGGAAUCGCCAUAUCUAAUGCUCAGCUAUUUGCCGCCUCAAGGAAAGAAUAUGAAAGAAGCAGGGCAUUGUUAGAGGUGGUUAAUGAUCUCUUUGAAGAACAGACUGACCUGGAGAAAAUUGUCAAGAAAAUAAUGCAUCGGGCCCAAACUCUGCUGAAAUGUGAGCGCUGUUCUGUUUUACUCCUAGAAGACAUUGAAUCGCCAGUGGUGAAGUUUACCAAAUCCUUUGAAUUGCUGUCCCCAAAGUGCAGUGCCGACGCUGAGAACAGUUUCAAAGAGAGCAUGGAGAAAUCAUCGUACUCUGACUGGCUGAUAAAUAACAGCAUUGCCGAGCUCGUGGCUUCUACAGGUCUUCCAGUGAACAUCAGUGAUGCCUACCAGGACCCUCGCUUUGAUGCUGAGGCUGACCAGAUAUCUGGUUUUCACAUAAGAUCGGUUCUCUGUGUACCUAUUUGGAAUAGCAACCACCAAAUAAUUGGAGUGGCUCAAGUGUUAAACAGACUUGACGGAAAACCUUUUGAUGAUGCGGACCAACGACUUUUUGAGGCUUUUGUUAUCUUUUGUGGCCUUGGCAUCAACAACACAAUUAUGUACGAUCAAGUGAAGAAGUCUUGGGCCAAGCAGUCCGUGGCUCUUGAUGUGCUAUCAUACCAUGCGACAUGUUCAAAAGCUGAAGUUGACAAGUUUAAGGCAGCCAACAUCCCUUUGGUGUCAGAACUUGCCAUCGAUGACAUACAUUUUGACGACUUUUCUCUUGACGUUGAUGCCAUGAUCACGGCUGCUCUUCGGAUGUUCAUGGAGCUGGGGAUGGUACAGAAAUUUAAAAUUGACUAUGAGACACUGUGUAGGUGGCUUUUAACUGUGAGGAAAAAUUAUCGAAUGGUUCUGUACCACAACUGGAGACACGCCUUCAACGUGUGCCAACUGAUGUUUGCGAUGUUAACUACUGCUGGGUUUCAAGAGAUUCUGACUGAGGUGGAAAUUUUAGCGGUGAUUGUGGGAUGCUUGUGUCAUGACCUUGACCACAGGGGAACCAACAAUGCCUUCCAAGCUAAGAGUGGCUCUGCCCUGGCCCAACUCUAUGGGACCUCUGCUACUUUAGAGCACCACCACUUUAACCACGCCGUGAUGAUCCUUCAAAGUGAGGGUCACAACAUCUUUGCUAAUUUGUCCUCCAAGGAAUACAGUGACCUCAUGCAACUUUUGAAGCAGUCAAUAUUGGCAACAGAUCUCACUCUGUACUUUGAGAGGAGAACUGAAUUCUUUGAACUUGUCAGUAAAGGAGAAUAUGAUUGGAACAUCAAAAACCAUCGUGAUAUAUUUCGAUCAAUGUUAAUGACAGCCUGUGACCUUGGAGCCGUGACCAAACCGUGGGAGAUCUCGAGACAGGUGGCUGAACUUGUAACCAGUGAGUUCUUCGAACAAGGAGAUCGGGAGAGAGCAGAACUCAAACUCAUUCCUUCCGCUAUUUUUGAUCGGAACCGGAAAGAUGAACUGCCUCGGUUGCAGCUGGAGUGGAUUGAUAGCAUCUGUAUGCCUUUGUAUCAGGCACUGGUGAAGGUCAAUGUGAAACUGAAGCCAAUGGUGGAUUCGGUGGCUGCAAACAGAAGUAAAUGGGAAGAGCUGCACCAGAAAAGGCUGCUAGUCUCAGCUGCCUCACCCUCCUCUGCCAGCUUCAUGGUGGCCGGGGCAGAUAGUAACUAACCCUCCAGGUCAGCUGCUGCUGCAAAAUGACUACGUCUUAAAGGCCUAGCUUUGGUCCAGCUACAUCAUCCUUUGUUCCUUUAAGCUCAGACAGACAUAAAGUCUCAAGGAUGCACUGGAAGCAUGCCUGGGCUUUCACCUGAACUGUGGUCUGCAAAGGAGAGCACCACAGAAAAGACAGAGGAAGAGGUAGGACAGGGACACUCCAGGGUCCUCAACUUCCCUGAUGAACAGACAUGGGCUGCGAUUGAGACAAGGCAUUGGGCAGAGGACCACUGCAGAUUCAGGACCUGAGGACAGCCAGCCCUUCUCAUUCUAAGCCAAGGCAACACAGAACCAUAAAGGUGUCACUCGCGCCGCUUCAUUUUGUAUAUGGCUCUUUGAUUUGUUACAAGCCAAACGAUGCCUGUCUUUGCAUCCUCUCCUGACUGCCCUUGUGUGCCAGACUGUCCCAAGAAUCUCAAUAAGGUAUUUUAUUUUUAUCCUAAGCUUCUUAAUGAUGGCUCAGAGCCUUUAGACUUGCCUGCCUAAAAGAUAAACUCUAUUAUCCUUACAAAUACCAACCAUUCACACUGUUCCCCUGAAAAGGGCCAUUGUAGAAAUACAGCAAAUGUCUCUGGUUGGUGUUUACCCAAGGUUCAUUAACACGGCGUUGAGGUUGUGGUCCCCUUUUUCAGUUUUUUAAUUCGACUUUCAUUGUAGACCAAGUCUACUCCCAGAAGGAAUAGAUUAAUAGACUUUAAUUAAAGUAAGGAUGAUAGGAACUCUAUAGCUGGAUUUACCACAAGUGACAUAUGAACACUCAGGAACCAUUUCCAACAGUAAGACGUUUCAUAGGACACGACAGAGCCACGGAGAAUGAUCACUGACUAUCUUGAGUUAUCUUAGUAAUUUUUUAAAAUAAAAUUUAAUGUUACUAUCAGUACCAACCUACAGCCAAAUGCAAGAGUCUCCAGUUUUAGAUUUUUGCUUAAGUGUAUGAAAUAAUGCUUAAAAGGUUAAGAAAUAAUGGCCUGGGCAGAGAAUGAAUAUUCUCUUGAAAGCAGGUUUAUAAUGGGUAAAAGUAAACUAUAGUAAAUGGAUGCGAUGACUGGAAAGCUACUUUGCUUCCUAUUUUACCUAAGACUGAGGAUAGAGUAUGCCAUAUCCAAAGCACACUAACUAGAAGCUAGACUUAUAACCUUAGCUUUGCCAUGAUUGACUGGAUGACUUUGGACAAGUCACCUGACUUCCCACAGCCUAUCUCCUCAUUUGUCAAAUGAGAAUACACUAGGAAAUUAUUUUUAAACACAUUUUAACGUUAGAACUCUUUGUUCAAAUAUAUCUUACAAGGAAUUCCCAAUAUA
Molecule: messenger RNA, 4474 nt
Organism: Pteropus alecto (black flying fox)
Lineage: Eukaryota; Metazoa; Chordata; Mammalia; Chiroptera; Pteropodidae
Gene: PDE11A
Product: phosphodiesterase 11A
Exons: 20
Coding region: 327-3128 (933 amino acids)
Biological process (GO): signal transduction
Molecular function (GO): protein binding; 3',5'-cyclic-nucleotide phosphodiesterase activity
Source: RefSeq, a predicted model, not a curated record